CCUGGUUAUUGACUUUAUUUUUAUCAUUCAGCGAAGAACAAUUAAGCAAGCAAAUAUAAUGUGAUUUUAUUCUAUAUUUCUGCAGUGUCUUUUAGCAUCAUGUUGACUUGAACGACGUAAACUUCUUUAUAACUAUUUUUUCUUAUGUCAUGACAAAAUAAGAACGAACUACAACCGUCUAAUUAGCACUCUGUUUGUAGCUUAGUAGGCUAAGCAUGAGAAGAAUAUAUUAUAUAUCACAUGUUCGCAGGUUCGAAUCCUGUUCAGAGUAUUUUUUUUUCCACUUAUAUCUUUAUACAAAACCUCGGUGGAAUUCUAGAGUACCUCGUCUCAAAACAUGUGCCGUACAAUGUAAUCGACUACGGAGAAUCCAAAUAUGCAGUCCGUUUUCACCGAACUUGUUUCUAAAUUUUCUCUCUCAGUUGAUAUGAUUUGUCCAUAUAGGUAAAAACUGCUGACAAAUCGAAUGAACAUACUUCUGACAUCUUCAGAGAUCCUUCAAAAGUCCCCAGAAAACCUUUCCUCGAAAAACCAUGAUAUAAGCAGAAGCACUUAUAACAUACGUCUUUCUUUAAGAUACUAUCUUUUGCAGCUACACUAACUCGUCGCUGGUCAAAUGUAAAGAUUUCGAAUACAAGCGAUUCAUCUGAUUAUGAAUAUCGAAUGGAUAUUGAUGAUGAAGAAUUGAAUUUUAAAGACAGACUUUUGCUAACCGACAUUGGCGAUUUUGCUGAAAUGUGCAAGUCAAAGUGUGACACGAAAUAUCUUAGCACUUUGCUUUAUAUGUCGUUACGUUUCUUCGACAUUAAAUGGGAAGAUGUCGAUGAGUAUUUGAAGAGCAUUGGUUUUAUAACCACGAAAACUUCUCAUAAAUGCGCAACAGUGUUUAUCAAAGGAGAUUAUGAAGAGUUUUCAAAUGAUUUACGUGGUGGUAAACAAACUGAUUCAUUUAUGAUAAAAUAUUGGUACUCGGUGUCCGGUAGAGAAAAUCGAAUAUGUCGAUGA
Molecule: messenger RNA, 1005 nt
Organism: Didymodactylos carnosus
Lineage: Eukaryota; Metazoa; Rotifera; Eurotatoria; Philodinida; Philodinidae
Source: the annotation of a GenBank genome assembly